AUGACAUCAUUUCUUGACCGUCGGAAAUGUACUGGAAAGGCCGGAUUGAGCGAGUUGUCGGCAGCUAGGUGGUUCCUCCAGGGCGAUGUUGUCAUCUGCGUUUUCAUGGAAACGUCCUUUCUUUGCUUCUGUCUGUUAGUACCCCGCAAUACGCACCGUAUGGUUGAUGUCAGCGUCCGUUUCUCGUGAUGACCGCCUUUUUAUUCCACGCCCAAUUAAUUCUAGCGGGAAGCGCGGUGUGCGUUUGGGCACCUCGAUUUCCUCCGUCGAGCAUUUCGUAACGAAUGCCAUGCCGCUGGAGCACGGUAGCGACAAAAUCAAGCUGAAAACUGUGCUGAAAGAAGCAACCACGGUGGAUAACACUGUGAUAUUGACGACGCUGAAUGAGGCAUGGGCGGCUCCUGGUUCUGUUCUUGAUCUCUUCCUGGAGAGCUUUCAGACAGGAGAGCGCACGGUAAGGCUCUUGGAGCACUUGGUGAUCGUCGCUCUUGACGAGAAGGCGUACGAGAUAUGCAAGUCUAAGCAUACCCACUGCUACGCUUUGAAGACCGAAGGAGUAGAUUUCUCUCAAGAGAAGUUAUUUAUGACGGAGGAUUACCUGAGGAUGAUGUGGAGAAGGAUAGACUUUCUGAGAGUCGUCCUUGAGAUGGAUAUGACUUCAUGUUCACGGUAACUUUAUCUUUUCUGUUUCAACAGAUUUAUUUUUUUAAAGAACGUUGAUGGCCUACGAUUUUUGAACCUCGGAUUAUAUUUUUUUUAUAAAUCUGUUUCUCAAAAAAAUAUUCGGAAGGUUCCAGGGGCUAUCAUCAAGAUAGAGCAUGGAUAACAGAUUUCCACGAAUAUUGAAACUAGUCUGUCUAAAGUUAGCCUCUAGUACUUACCACAAAGAGUAUAGCCUCGAGAUUUCCUCUUUUCUCUUCUUUUUUUCUCUUCUCGGUAACGUUCCUGGGCCCCUGCUCUGUUGCCCAAGACAGCCUUCAACGACUGGAGCUUCUCUUUCAGAAACCCCUUGCCUUGGGAUUUUGAACUGGCUUUGGGUGAUAUAGAGAUGAUUAACGGUAGAAUUUCAUUCUUAUCUCACCAUAUUUUCCACCAGAACUUAAAGCUGAUCGAGUGUGAUUUCCAGAAUAUUUAAAGCUAUAGUGAUAGUGCAUAGGAUCAGAUAAGUCCGGGUAUCGGCCUUUUUCGAUCUAGGUUAGCUUGAAUCUGAACUCAAUUCAGUCAGAUCCCUCCUAGCGCGGAUUGAAGCAGCCACUGAAAAUCAUUAUCCAAGCUGACCCCCCAUCCCAGCGUGCAUAAUAUUGGCUUUCCCUUGUUUCAUUACGGUGCUGAUGCGCUAGCCUGAUGAAGUUCUUCAGUAACCAAGCAUCGAACCUUUGUACUUAGCCUUUGUCUAAACUUUUUUUUUCCGUCAUACUUCGCACCCACUGUUGUAAACUUGAUCGUCUCGAAUUCUUGCCAAUGAGUAUGCCCAAGGAUUAGUUUGUGAAAUUUUCCUGGGUGUCCGACAACUGACAGGUGAACGGUUCUGCAUAAAAUUUUACGGUCGAUGAAGAUCGGUUGUCUAGCCUGUGUAUCUCAAAGUGCUUCAUGAAGCAGCCUAGUCCACCAAAUUAGUGGGAAUCAAUUUAUGGAGUGCAAAGUGGCCACACUUACUUGCCGGUGGAGCCCUUUCACGUGGCUAUCCACAUAACCUACUCUGUCCGUUGGAGCAAAUUGGCAGGGGAAGAGGUCAACAGUGGGAAAAGAGGAACCCUAGAGAUUUUCCCGAGGGACCCGAAAGACGAAAGUGUAGAUCAAAAAAACGUAAAAUAUAGCAGAAUUAUUGAAGCUGGAGCGGAACACUCAAUAGUAGUUGUCAUUUCCUCAAGGUCUACGCCCGGUUCUUCAGUCAUGAAUAUCCUCCCACUCGUCGGAAACGGCUCGGUCUUGAAAUUUAAUGCUGUGAGGCAUAGUGUCUCGACAUAACUGCGCAUCCCAUAUGAUAGCGAAUAAAAUUAUUUAAUUUCCUCGAUUCAUUAAUCUAGCCCUAAAUUUCUUCAUAAACCUACAUUUCCUUGUAUCCAAUGCAUCGAGCUUUGAACUUACUGAUGUAGGCGCAAGCAUUCAUAUAUAUAUGCAUAUGUACGUAUUUUUGGUACUGAAGUUCAACCUAUUGUUGCUUCAAAACUGUGGGCACUCGUCGAGUUUUAGAUGCAGCCCGAAAAAUACACGGGUUCCAUAGUUUUCGACUCUGGUCUCUAUCUUUUAUCCGCCGCAAUUCAUAUAAAAGUUGCUCUUUUCUUGCAGGACGCUGAUAUAAUGUGGUUCCGAGACCCCAUGCCGUUCUUCUACAAAGACGGUGACUUCCAGAUCGCAUGCGACCGAUUCAACGGCAACCCCGACGACAGGACGAACAUCGUCAACGGAGGGUUCAAAUAUAUAAAGUCCAACGAAAAAACAAUAAAGUUCUACAAGUACUGGUACGAGAAAAGAGUGGAGCACCCGGGCGCUCACGACCAGGACGUGCUCAAUUACAUCAAGGGCGACCAAAUCCUCCACGACAUCGGGCUGAACUUGAAAUAUCUACCCACCGUACACUUUGGGGGGAUAUGCGAACCCAGCAGCGAUUUCAAUCAGGUCUCCACCAUGCACGCAAAUUGUUGUAUUGGAUUGAUAGAUAAGUUGAACGAUCUGAAGGUAAUACUGAAGGACUGGAGGCAGUACAAUACUCUGCCGCCCAGAGCGAAGGAACACAAGUGGGGAGUCCCCCAGCUCUGUAGGUUACCCAAUUAUUCACAAAACUUGUCCAUCUUUUGUUCAUUCUGGUCUCUUUUUUACUUUUUUACUCUUCUUCUACCUUUCAGUACUACGUCGCACCAUUAA
Messenger RNA from Spirodela intermedia, 2865 nucleotides. Lineage: Eukaryota; Viridiplantae; Streptophyta; Magnoliopsida; Alismatales; Araceae. The record is from the annotation of a GenBank genome assembly.